AUGACGAGUUUUCUCAAGCUUGUAGUCGUUGGGAUGAUUCUAGUGGGAGUUGCUCAUGGAGCCAGUGUGGCCACUGCUGAUGCUAAGGGCACUAACUGUACAUUGACCGAUGGUUUCCAGGCUCUGUCUUGUAUAAUGCGGCUCUCUGACUUUGCCGAAAAGAUUGAUGAGCUCGACAUGGACGACAAAAAUGAGGUUAAGGAAUUCAAAAAGAGUUGUGAUUCUCUUGAAAAAUGCUUCUCUAUGCUCACCUGUGGCAAGCAACAAGACGCUGAGACCAAGCAAGCCGUUUCAUCCAUCAGGAACUACUGUGAUGCCGUUGUUUACAUGGCUGCGGAUUUCGGAGAAUGCAGUGAGAAGUUGGAGAAAAAUAAGUCUGAAUGUUUCGAAAAUUGGGAUCCCUUCCCGGAUGCAAUUGAUGAGGAGAAGGAUGAGAAGAAGAAAGAGGAGCUGAAAAAGAAUGCAUGCAAGAACUACUUUGGAAAAGAUCAGUGCUUGAAGAAGUUGAUUACCGAAACGUGCAGUGAGAAAGAAUGGCAAGGAUUCCGUGAUCACUUCAUCUCUAUCAGCAGCGUCUUGCUCACGUGCGACUUCAAGGAUGUCUAA
Molecule: messenger RNA, 606 nt
Organism: Caenorhabditis briggsae
Lineage: Eukaryota; Metazoa; Nematoda; Chromadorea; Rhabditida; Rhabditidae
Exons: 3
Coding region: 1-606 (201 amino acids)
Source: RefSeq, a predicted model, not a curated record